AUGAUUAACUACAUAGUCGUUCCAAUCACAUGGUAUAAAAGCUCGUUCCUUACCAACCCGAUGCAUCAGAAUCCUUUCAACUUUACUCAUCAGUGCAACAGUACAAAAAUAAUGAAGUCACUUGUUUGUUUGGCUUUUGUAGUGAGCAUCCUAGCUGUCGUUAGUUGUGCUCCGUCGUAUGGUUUCGGCGGUUCCGGAUCGGCUGCCAACGCUGGUGCCCAAUCGUUUAAUCAUAACAUGGUUGGAGGACAUGGCCACGGUCACGGCCAAGGUCACGGACACUUCGGUGGUGGCGGAAUGUCCGGUUCAGCGGCCAGUGCUGGAUCACAGUCGUUUACUCAAGGGGGCUUCGGGCCCCACGGUGGGCAUGGUGGUGGUGCAAUGAGCGGAUCGGCGGCACAUGCUGACUCACAUAGUUUCAGCCAUGGAGGAGGUGGCUUUGGACCGGGAUCCGGAAGCAUGAGUGGAUCGGCGGCCAACGCGGGAUCACACACGUUUAGCGGGUAA
This is a messenger RNA of Topomyia yanbarensis, 507 nucleotides long. RefSeq lists its product as uncharacterized. The transcript has a single exon. The record is from RefSeq and is a predicted model, not a curated record. NCBI's taxonomy places the organism in Eukaryota, Metazoa, Arthropoda, Insecta, Diptera, Culicidae. The coding region runs from base 1 to 507 and encodes 168 amino acids.